Ogataea philodendri is the source of this 312-nucleotide messenger RNA. RefSeq lists its product as uncharacterized. Bases 1 to 312 code for a protein of 103 amino acids. The record is from RefSeq and is a predicted model, not a curated record. The transcript has a single exon. NCBI's taxonomy places the organism in Eukaryota, Fungi, Ascomycota, Pichiomycetes, Pichiales, Pichiaceae.
AUGUUCUCCCUUUGUAUCAUGCGAAAUGGUCAAUGGUUGUUGGAUUUUCACGAGUCUAUCACUCUGCAGGUGAAGGGGCCGCUGCUACCAUUUGAUGGGGAAAUCGAUCGUUUCAGUGGCUCGCCUACUAUAAUGGGAAGCGAAACCUGCUCCGCUCUGCCAAAAGGCCACUCUUGUGGAGACAAGUCUCCUACGGAGCUACCAGCGCAAGUAACGGAGGACAUGGGGCAGGCGUUGCUUCUUGAAGAUGAGGUCGGGGAUGUCUUGGGAAUACAGGUUCUCUGGUUUCCAAACGCCUUGAGACCGGACUGA